CCCGAGCUGUUAUCAACGAAAUUAUCUAACACGUGUUUUAGUCUUCCGAUGGAGACAAAAACGGUCUAAACUCUAAUCUAGCGGAGAUAUCAGUUAUGGGACCAAUCACCUGUGAUACUACGCUAGCAGACGAACCCAGAUAAACAUCUACUUGUAAAGAAAACUGCGCUCGAUCAGCUCGAUAAUGAUCGAAGUUACACAAAAUAUAAAAUAUACUCAGAUCCAAAAUAGCUAACCGAUUUGGUUGCAAGAAGUGUUAAGAAAAAACAGUGUUCAUUAGUGAAACAAAAGUAAAUUUAAACUGCCUUAAACGUUUUGAUAAACUGUUUAAAAUUUAACCAAGUAACUAAGUGAUAACAUUCAGAAAAGUGUUGUAGAAGAUAAAGUGAGUGCUAAUUCGAAUUUAAAAUUGCAUCGUCUAAGUGAUUUGAUAAAAGAUUUUAAACUGCACUUGCUACUAAAGACGAUCAAAAACGUUUCCUACAUAAAGACUGUGAAACAUGUCACCGCAAAAAGAUGGUCGAACUGGCAACGGGUUGAUUCAUCCUGAGGCGUCCAAAUCCAAGCUGCUACUAGCUGAAGAUCCUCCUCACAAGGACGUGGACCUCAUCCCAGGAAGCGUCAUGGAUGGACUGACCAUAGACGCUCACGAGCCUCCGUACGUUGUGACGAAAUGGCGGUGGGUCAUUCUGACCCUGUUUGUGUUGUUCUCAGCAUCGAACUCGAUGCAGUGGACCCAGUAUACCAUAAUCCAGGACAUAGUGACAAAGUAUUAUGGUGUGAGCGGAAAUGUGGUGUCGUGGACUUCUAUGGUGUACAUGAUUACGUACGUGCCGCUGAUUUUUCCGGGGAGCUGGCUGCUGUCCAGAACGGGUCUCCGGGUGACCACCAUCAUCGGUUCCCUCGGCACGUGCCUGGGGGCAUGGCUGAAGGUGUUCUCGGUGCCGCAGGACAUGUUCUGGCUGGGCUUCACGGGGCAGACCGUGGUGGCCAUGUCACAAGUGUUCAUCCUCAACGUGCCACCGCGGCUGGCGGCUGUGUGGUUCGGAGCUGACCAGGUCUCCUCGGCGUGCAGCAUUGGUGUUUUUGGGAACCAGCUUGGAGUGGCCUUGGGCUUCGUACUGCCCCCGAUGUUGGUGCGAGCUACUGGAACCAUCGAGCAGAUUGGAGCUGACUUCCAAGUGAUGUUUUAUCUAGUCGCUGGCGUUACUAGUGUGCUGUUCGUUUUGAUUCUGCUAUUUUUCAAAGCAGCGCCACCGAGCCCGCCUUCGGCAGCUGCUGACAUGGGUUCCAGUCUGGACUCCAACUUUAUCCAGUCUAUCAAGAAACUUAUGACAAAUCGAAACUACGUUCUCCUACUGAUCUCUUACGGCCUCAACGUUGGUGUCUUCUAUGCCAUCUCCACGUUGCUCAAUCAGCUCGUCUUGAUGUAUUAUCAAGGCGCAAACGAAGAUGCUGGUCGCAUUGGUUUGGUGAUGGUGGUUGCUGGUAUGAUAGGGUCUGUGAUGUGUGGCCUUGUUUUGGACAAGACACAUCGCUUCAAAGAGACCACACUGGCUGUCUACGCCGCAUCUGCCGUGGGCAUGGUCGUCUUUACCUUUACGCUAAAUUGUGACAUCAUUGGAGUUGUGUAUUUGAGCAGCAUCCUCCUUGGAUUCUUCAUGAACGGCUACCUGCCCGUCGGUUUUGAGUUCGCUUCUGAAGUGACGUAUCCUGAACCUGAAGGAACUACAUCUGGCAUCCUUAAUGCUGUCGUUCAGGUAUUUGGCAUUCUGUUGACGUUGCUGUACGAGUGGAUGCUAAGCGCAGUACACGACCGCUGGGCUAACCUCACUCUAUGCGCGCUGCUGGUACUUGGCACCGCCAUCACCGCAGCCAUCCGCCCAGACCUACGCCGCCAAUCCGCUGAAGCAAAAGCCUAAACCAACUAUAGAACGUUGAUGUCAGGACUUCUGAUGGUCUUUAAUACCUAUAAUGUAUGUUCCUUAGGUCACGUAAUGACACCAAAGAAGGAUCUAAUGGUGUUGGGUGAUUGAUAGAUACCUACAUCGAAAGAAGACAUUGCGACUCUUUUUCUUGACCGUAAUGAACAUUUUAACGUUUACCUUACUUAAAUUCCCAAAAUUCUACAAAAUCGUUAUUUAUAUUUUAACUUAUAGUGUGUCAUUUUAUAACUAUUUAUUUACGUCGCAAUUAAAGUGUAGACUAUGAUGUUUUACAAAGCGCCUACUAAUAUUAUAUUUCUUAUAGAUUUUAGUAUCUAAAUUUACAACAAAGUAGAAGACGUUUAGAACGUCCGUAAAAACCCUUGAAAAUGAAACACCCAAGAGUAAAUUUGGUAGCUAGAUAAUUAUGUAUAAUAAUUAUGUAAUCGCGACAAUAACGUGUGACUGUAUUUAUUAGAUGACUUGCCAAAAAUACUGUGGUAAGAUGGUUUUUCAGGAAUAUAGGAACCAGAAGAGUUCGAACGUAUUUUGUAGGUAGACGUUUUACUACGUAAACUGUAGGUAUUUAAGAUAAAUUUGAAAUAUUAUUAUAAUCUCUUAUUUUGAUAUAGGUGUUUGGUAGUAGGUAUACCUACCUAAUAUAAAAAACAAGGAAUCAAUAAAAAGCUUGAGUAAUACUCAGAUACUUGUUUGUCAUUGAAAAGCUUCAUUUAGCAUAGUAGAUUUCUGGCUCAGUAUUGGUUUUAAUUUUUAUUAUUGAUUGAUCUAAAGUUAGUAGUUUUUACCUAAUUAAAAAAGCUGUUUAACUUACCUUCUUAUGAAAACAAAAAUACAUUUUUUUCUUGGACAAAAUCUCGACCAGUGAUUUUACUUUUCUUCUCAGUUGUUAUAUUCUUAAUUGAUAGCGUGGUCGUGGUCCUGUUGUGAUUUGUUGUGAGCGUGGGUGUGUGUGAUUUAUGUUAAUUUAUUGGAUUAACUUAAAUUUGGUUUGAUGAACCUAUGAGGUCAUAAAAUAAUGAUAACUUGAGAUUUAGCAGGUAUUUUCAUGUGAUUUUUAAGUAGGUGAUAGUUAGUGUAAUUUAGAGUUUACUUAGAAAAUAGUCUUAGGAGAACUUUGCCUUUAUUUGCGUUUAAGUAUAUUUUUGAGCUAUGAACAAGAAAAUCCUAUUUUAGAUUCCAUAGGUACUUACCUACCUAUAUCACCUAAAUGUUCAGUAAGAUUAAACUUAUUUCGGUGUUAUCAUAACGAGUCUAUAGCAAAAAUAUCUAAGGAAAUAUUGACGUCAUAAAUUGUCAACAAUUAACUUCAUGAAACCAAUGAACUUAAAUCAUUAUCCUAUUUAAAUUAUUUAAUCAAAUGUAAAAUUUACCUAGCCUUAUAAUUCUGUUAAUGAUUAUAUGCACGCUGGCAGAUUUCAUUUGUGAUAAUUAGAAAACAGGCCUAUAUGAUUAUUUAUGGAAGGCUGUAUCUGUGUAAAAGAUGUAACUCUUCUUAUUUGUAAUAAAUAGGUAACACAAAACAUAAGUUGAAAGUAGUUAUAAUUUAUUGUGUACAUAAAUGCGUGUGCGUGUCUAUUCAAGGCUUGUGAAAAGUUAUUUCGACGUAAAUUACCUUAGAUUAAAAGGUAACUUAUAUGGUUGUCUUUACAAUAUUAUACUAUUAACUAAAUUAUUUGUGGCCUAUAUAUUUUAUAUAAAAUUUUGUAAUAAUAUGAGACCCAAUAAUUAUGUGAGUAAAACAGUAUUAUUAAAAAUGUAAUAAUAACAAUACUAUUUAUUUCUGUAUAAUCAAAUUAAAUAAUGACUAUUUCAAAUAGUUGCUUGCGAUGCAUUUGUAGUCUUAUCACUGUUCUGAUAGUAGGUAGGUGAACAUUAGGACAAUUUUAAUUUCUAUAUAAAUUAUUGUUAUUUUAUAAAUUUCCAUGUUUAUGCAAUAAACAUAUUUGUAAUAAAUUAUUAAAAAUGACUUUGUAAAGGACAGCAUUCUGUUUGCGAAUUAUUGUUAUUAUUUUAGCGUUCCUGUAAAUAUAAUAAUCAUCUUGGUAGAUUAAGUGAUUUCAGAAUGUAUAAGCAUUCCAUUAUAUGCCGAGACCGUAGUAUUAUAUAAAUAUUAAUGCCUAUUACCGAAGCUAUCGACAAUAAUGAAGGAACAAUGUUUUUAAAAUAAGUUUUGUAGUUGGCCUACUCAAACUUUCCAUAACUGUCUAAUCACUUCUUAAAUUAAAAACUAGAUCCUAAUAAUACCUAAGUUAUUUUUUUACAAUAAUUGUCUCAGCUUCAGAUUUAAAAAGAUCUAACGAAUGCAUGAAGCUUAAUUUUGGACUAAAUUAUUUAAAAACAAAGUUACAUUAAAAUUGUAAGCAAAUACGAUUCUUAGGUAUAUUUGUAUUGCUUAUUAUGUAAAUAAUUUUAAAAGUAGCUGUUAAAUACACGUGUAUUACUAGGAAAAUAACACUAAAACACAAAAUAAAAGUUUCAAUUUUCUUUUUAAUUGCAGUUCUUCAAGCUUUGUUACCCAGUGCUGUUUUAUUUCUCUGUUUGUAUGUAAUUACGUCAUUUCUCUCAUUAAAGUAGCAAUAAGAGAUCGAUGUAAUACUAAAUGUUUAUUGUUCAUUAAACGUUGUUGAUGGAUUAA
Molecule: messenger RNA, 4581 nt
Organism: Ostrinia nubilalis (European corn borer)
Lineage: Eukaryota; Metazoa; Arthropoda; Insecta; Lepidoptera; Crambidae
Gene: HisT
Exons: 7
Coding region: 501-1922 (473 amino acids)
Biological process (GO): transmembrane transport; heme export
Cellular component (GO): membrane
Molecular function (GO): heme binding; heme transmembrane transporter activity
Source: RefSeq, a predicted model, not a curated record